AUGGCCUCAACGCCAGACCAACAGCGUGCUGCUCGUGACUAUGCAGCCGCUGAUGCCGCUGAUGGCGCCGACGGGGGCGAUCGUCACGCGCGCAUCGCGGAGUUGGAGCGCAUGGCGCGCAGGCAGCGGAAGGAGCGGCAGCAGCUGCUGGCGCAGGCCGACGCGGCAGCCGAGCGACUGGCGGCGACCGAAGCGGCGAUCGCGCGGCUGCUCGGCGGCGACACUCGUGAACGGCCGCCUUCCGAGCAGCCAGCAGCCGUGCUGGCAGCUUCCGAGAAAUUGCCUCCUCAGUCGGACGUAGAGAGUCCGGAGGGGGUGAGGGAUCGGUCGCAGCAGGUGGGGCGGAGGCGGGAGUGGAGUGGCGAAGCGAUCGAGAGGACUGCACACGGCGCGCAGGCGGGCACUCCGAGGGAACAGCAGUCGCAGGCUGACGCUGAAACGGAGAGUGACAAUAUGGAAGGGAGGAAUAGGCGGGACCUGAGCAACGGGCAGAUUGUGAGGGGUCGUGGUGAUGCCGGCCCUGGUAGGGACGCUCGGGAGAGCUUGGAUGGAAGGUUUGAUAGGGAGGUUCGGGACAGCGGACAUGGAAGGUUUGGUAGGGAGGUUCGGGAUAGCAGGGAAAAAAGUUUUGGUAGGGGUGACGUGGGUGGGGACGACAGAGAGGGACGAGAGAGCGGUGGGAGUAGAGGCGGGGAUGGGAGUAGAGGCGGGGAUGGGAGUAGAGGCGGGGAUGGGAGUCGAGGGGGGGAUGGGAGUCGAGGCGGGGAUGGGCGUCGAGGGGGGGAUGGGAGUCGAGGCGGGGAUGGGAGUAGAGGCGGGGAUGGGAGUAGAGGCGGGGAUGGGAGUCGAGGCGGGGAUGGGAGUCGAGGCGGGGAUGGGCGUCGAGGGGGGGAUGGGAGUCGAGGCGGGGAUGGGAGUAGAGGCGGGGAUGGGAGUAGAGGCGGGGAUGGGAGUCGAGGCGGGGAUGGGAGUCGAGGCGGGGAUGGGAGUCGAGGCGGGGAUGGGAGUCGAGGCGGGGAUGGGAGUCGAGGCGGGGAUGGGAGUCGAGGCGGGGAUGGGGAGAGAGGUGAGUGGUAUGGUGAGAAGGGACGAAGGGGCGAGGGGGUGGGAGUCGGGGAUGCGAGGCACAGUGGUGUUGGUGCAAGGGAUGUGAGUGCCAGCUCCAGGGAGAAGGAUGACCAUGCGGCUGUGCGGGAGGUGCGAGGGACUGGGCUUGCACGGAAUAGGGAGGGGAGCGCGAGGGAGAAGGAGGGGAGCGCGAGGGAGGAGGGGUGGGAGCGGAAGAGGAGGCGUGAGCAGGGUAGCGAGGAGGAGGGGCGGCGGAAGGUGGGUGGUGGAGGAGGAGAGUUGCUCGAGGAGCAGCGCAGGGUGGCAGAGGGCAGAAAGGGGAGCCUGUCUCCCAUUCCCCGCCACCAUGCUGCUGCUGCUGCUGCUGCUGCUAGCAAGGCGGCAGGGAACACAGAGAGGGGGGGCGUGCAGGGCGAUGAGGGCGGGGGGGGCAGGAAGAGUGCCUCACCGCUUGCCAGGUGCGCCAGGAGGGAGGAUGACGUGGAGGGUGGCGGGAGAAAGAAGAGGGAAUUGUCGAGUGGAGGCGCGGCGCGGCUGGCAGCCGGGAUGUCAUUCGAUGACUUUCUGCUGCAGGGGGGGUCGGCCGCACGCGGGGGGGGGAGGGGGCUUCCUGGGAAGGAGGAGCGUGGAAAAGAAGAGAAGAAAACAGUCCACUGGCCGGUGGGACCUGACCAAUCAGAGGAGCUUGUGCAGCUGGUGCGAUGUGAGGGCAGUGAGCAGCGGGCAGCACGGUGGUUACCACACCUGCUGCCACCCACAUACGUCCCCAGCAACCACCGCCGCCGCCUGCGCUCCAUUGAAUUCAACCCGGCCAACCCCGCACACUGUGCUGUCAGCUCGCUGGACGAGACGGUCAGCUUCUGGUCCAUCACCGCCUCUGGGCGCAACAUGAGUCGGCGCUUCACAGCGGACUGUGCGCCGUGCAAGCGCUGGCCGGAGGACAUAGCAUGGCACCCCUCGGGCUCGCACCUGCUGGCCGCCUUUGAGGCGGACGGCAAGGCGUGCCAGGUGGCGGCUCUCAGGAAUGCACCCAAUGUGAGCGUCACAGCUGGCAGCUGUGCGCGCCUCAGUUUCUCCCACAAGGACCACCAGCAUUCACUUCCUGCCUCCACUUCUUUCACCACCUCCCUUCCACUCUUUCCUCCCUGCCCCAUCCCGCUCAGCUCACAUCUUUUACUCAAGCCCUGCUCUGUGCAAUUGUUUUCUCUGUGCACGUGUGUGCUCCCCCUCCACCCGCGCAGGCCCCCUGUGUGGCACUGCCAGCGAGGCCGGCCGCACCAGAAGGGGGUGAUCAACAGCAUCCGCUACCUGCCGUGGGAGGGGCCGCCCUUUGUGUUCGCCACGGGUGGUAGCGACCACGGGGUGGUGCUGUGGCGCGAGGAGCAGGGCCAAGGGGGCGGCGCAGGGGCAGCAGGGGACCUGCCCAAGCUCACGCCCAAGCUGCUGCACGGCACGCGGCACACAGCAGGCGUGUACGCCACGGAGGGGCUCAGAGGGCGCAGCGUGGUGCUGUCGGUGGCGGCAGACAAGCGCAUUCUGGGGUGCGAUGCGGAGAGGGGCGGUGCACAGCUGGUGUUCUCGGACAUGCUGGACUCGCGGCUGACCGACGUGCUCGCCAACCCCAUCGACUUCAACCUCUUCCUCGUGCAGUCGGGCACGCCAUGUGAGCAGUUGCGGCUGUACGACUUCCGAGCGCCGCGCAAGCAGCAGCACAUAUUCGGGUGGGAGCAGUCGGCGUCCGACUCGCAGUCCGCACUCAUCUCCUCCUGCUGGGCGCCCAGCGGGCUGCAGAUCAGCGUGGGAUCAGCGGAUCCCAAGGUGCACAUAUUUGACGUGCGGUGGGUGGGCAUGAAGCCCGCGCUCACAGUGGAUGCGCACGACAAGCGGGUCUUCAAGGCCGCAUGGCAUCCCACCCAGCCUCUGCUCGUCUCCAUUGCCUCUGAUCUUAAUAUUGGCCUCAACCCGAUUCGCACGUGA
Molecule: messenger RNA, 3045 nt
Organism: Closterium sp. Naga37s-1
Lineage: Eukaryota; Viridiplantae; Streptophyta; Zygnematophyceae; Desmidiales; Closteriaceae
Source: the annotation of a GenBank genome assembly